UUAUUUUUUUGUUAAUUCAACAAAAAGUUUCUUGUUCAUAUUAAAAUCUAAUUAAAAAAACACACUUCCUGAAAAUAUGUUAUCUGCUUCUAUGAUAAAUUCCCACUUAUUCAAGACUUUGUAUAAACAGCUGAUUUUUCAUAACGAAAAAUGUUUAUCGAAAAAGACAUUAGUUUAUAAUUAUUCAUAUAUCUAGUCGAACGUAAGAAUUUAUAAAAAUGGUAGUCAUUCUUUCCAUUGCAAUCGUUUGUUUAAGUUUUUCUCUUGGAGAAUCUUUAAUAUGUUACACUUGUGCAUCACCGGGUUCUGAAUUUUCUGAUAGAUUUGAUAAAUGUCAAAACGUUUUCAGUUCAGAAGCAUCAUACUUUCCAUUUGAAAAUAAUCCAAAAUGCUACAAUGGCGCUUUUUGUGCUAAAUUUAUUUUAGAUGUUUCCAAUAGAAAAGUUGAAAUACGACAGUGUAUUUCACAAUUUGAAAUUGUGAAAUUUGAUUUACAAAAUCCUCCCUCACCAACGGAAACGAUAAAAAUUAAUUAUAUGGGUUACACCGCUGAUGCAUAUUUUUGUGAUAAAAAUUACUGUAAUGGUGCUUCUAUCAUGAAUAUAUCUGUAAUUGCAUUUUUAUUACCUCUAUUCCUGUAUACUUUAAUUUUAAAUAAUUUAGAAAUGUUAUAGAAAUUUUCUUCUUCAUUUGUUAAUUUAUUUUAAUACGAAUAUUGUUAUUUUUUAUGUACUCAAUAGAGUAACGAAAAUUUUAAUUUUCAAUUUGUAAAAUUUAUAUGUAAAUAUUUUUGAUUUCUAU
Messenger RNA from Leptopilina boulardi, 801 nucleotides. RefSeq lists its product as uncharacterized. The record is from RefSeq and is a predicted model, not a curated record. The coding region runs from base 219 to 674 and encodes 151 amino acids. NCBI's taxonomy places the organism in Eukaryota, Metazoa, Arthropoda, Insecta, Hymenoptera, Figitidae. The transcript has 3 exons.